AUGGUAGAAAAUGAGAAUGAAGAAAUAACAGAUAUUGAAUCAGUUUUUAGUGAUUAUAGUUAUGAUACUGAUACAACUGCAAGUAUUAAUAACAGUGAUAAUGAAGAAUCAGAUGGAAAUAUUCAAAUAAAAAUAAAACGAGCAAUUGAAAAUAGAAUAUUAGAAGAGAAUAAAAAAAAAAGAAAAAUAUUUAAUUUUGAAAAAAAAGGUUACAAAUUAAAAACUAGAAAAUUAGAAAUUUUUAAAAAUAGGAAUAUAAAAAAAAGCAUUGAAAAUAUAGAAAAUUUCAAUAGUAGUAAUAUAAAAAGUCUUAGUAUAGAUGAUAUUUAUAAUAAAAGGGAAAAAUACGAAGAUACAUAUUCAAAAAAAAAAAAAAAAAAAAAAAAAAUUUUUUUAAAAAAUGAAAAUAUAGAAAUUUAUGAAAUUGAAUCUCUUUUUCAAUUUAAUAUUGUAGAAAACAAAUCUACAUCUUCUUUAAAGGAUACACAACUAGUUAAAAUGAGUAAAAAAUUAAAUAAAAAUCAUUUUAAUUUUUUAACUUGUAUUUCGAAUGAUAGAUCUAGUUUAUCGGUUACUUGUAAAACCCUUAAAACAGUAGAAAUAAUACAAAAAAAAAAAACUCCUGUAAUUUUUUUUCAAGGAAUUAUGCAUAAAAUGAUUGAUAUAAUAGAAAAAAAAUUAUCAGACGAUUAUGAAAUAAUUAAAAUAGAAGAUAUUUUUGGAGAAAGAUUAAAUUAUUUUUUUUUGAUAUUAAUAUUAAAAAAAAAUUUCAAAUUAAUUAAAAAAGAAAUAUUUACAUUUUGCGAUUCUAUGGUAGACAAAUAUGCUAUAAAAAUUUUAAUUAACUCUGUAAAUAAUCCAGAUGAAAAUAUUUUGUUAAUUAAUACUUCUCAUUUAGAAUACAAUAUUUCACUUAAUAAAGAAAAAAAAUUUCAAUUUCGACAUUAUUUUAUUGAUAUAUUACAAAAUACGAAAGACAGAAAAAAAAAAAAAAAAAUGAAUACUAUAAUACUAUGUGAUAAUUUUGAUUAUACAAAUGAUGAUAUUAAAAAAAAUGAUUUUCUUUUUAAUAUUUUAGAUAAUUGGGAUACUUUAAAUUUUUCUGAAAAUUUUCAAAAUUCAAGAAAUUGUUUAUUAAAUAAAAACACAUGUAAUAAGUUUUUUUUUUUUAAAUCUAGAAAAAUAUUCCAUAGAAUUUAUCGUAUUAAAAAUAAUUCAAAUAAUUGUUCUAAUUAUAUUCCUUUUAAAAAAAUUGAUUAA
Messenger RNA from Plasmodium gallinaceum, 1260 nucleotides. Its product is annotated as conserved Plasmodium protein, unknown function. The record is from RefSeq and is a predicted model, not a curated record. The transcript has a single exon. NCBI's taxonomy places the organism in Eukaryota, Apicomplexa, Aconoidasida, Haemosporida, Plasmodiidae. The coding region runs from base 1 to 1260 and encodes 419 amino acids.